GGGUGGUGUAGGAGUGUGGAACUUACAGUGACUCGUGGUUGCUCACUGGUCGAGGCAUUCGCAUACGGCUGUUGAUUUUUGAGCUGAGAUGAUGAUGACACGAAUUCAUCCUUGCUCGUGCUAUUGCUGAUGGUCGCUGUUCUUGUGGCAGUCUUGAUGGUUCCCUAGCCGGGAUUGUGUGAAAGCGAGCUCAGCGUAGGUUAAUUUUCUGGUCUCGCUGUCUCGACGAGCUGAUCUGAAGGAUGGCAAGUUAUUAUGACAUUGAUGAUAUCAUUGCCGAAGAAGAGCCAGUUUCAGUUAUAUUCCAAAAGCCGGCAAAUGGAGUUGGGAUCGAUCCUAGUGCAGAGAAAAAUUGUGUUGACCAAGGAUCAAAAGUAGAGCUGCCCUUCUGGCUUGCUAAUGAGUUGUGCCAGAGAAAUGCAGUAUCAGUGCUUGUUCCGGCAUGUUUUGAUGAAAAAACUAGACUGGAAAUCCAGGCUGAUCCUGCAUGUGUGGAUUUGAGAUCUCGAAGUCCAUAUUUUUAUGAAUUUGGCUGCAAGAUGGUGCCGAUUGUUGGUGAUAGGACCCUUGGAUUUCUGCUCUUCUCCGCAUUUAGAAGUAGAUAUAAAGAAGUACUGACUAAGGCACACACUGCGUCGCAUGUGGCAGCUCCGAAAAUUCUCUCCCGACUUACUAAAGAAGAAGUCAAUUUGUAUGAGGCAGCUCAAUCGUCAGUGGCUGCCUUUAAGAAGUGGCGUGUAGGUGGCCGGAGAUUUCAGCCCGCAUCUGUUCUAGGGAGGAAGAGGAGAUCAGAGGAAUGAAUGGUGUAAUUUCUCAUUCAAUCCACGCCACAUUUUGAUCUUAAUAAAGGCUCUGACCUCAACUUGAAUUUGGUUAUGGAGGAGCACUGCCCUAUUGGAGAGCAUCACGUCCUAUCCGUGCAGUCAGUCGCGUGACAAAGCACCGAAGGGGGUUAUUCACCUCUUGAUAUAAAGUUCCGCAAUGCAACAGCUUCAAUUUUCAAGCUCUUGUCAAGUUAGCUGUGUUUUUGUUGUUCUAACCUAUUCCAGCAAAGAGAAGUCAUUUACGUGAUAUCCGGACCAAAUAAGCAUUUUAGUUUCUUUUCUGUUUUUUGGGUCUAAAGUUUAGUAUGUACACUGGAUUCUUGCACUUCAUUGAAGUGCAAGACCGGGGCUUGUUUUGGAGUUUCUGUAGUGUUACAUUGUAGAUGAGUGUUGUGGCCGUGGAUGUCAUUCACAAGUCAAACUAUA
This is a messenger RNA of Rhodamnia argentea, 1250 nucleotides long. Its product is annotated as probable DNA replication complex GINS protein PSF3. Bases 243 to 800 code for a protein of 185 amino acids. Gene Ontology annotation, cellular component: GINS complex. The record is from RefSeq and is a predicted model, not a curated record. Gene Ontology annotation, biological process: mitotic DNA replication initiation. NCBI's taxonomy places the organism in Eukaryota, Viridiplantae, Streptophyta, Magnoliopsida, Myrtales, Myrtaceae. The transcript has 6 exons.